This is a messenger RNA of Emericellopsis cladophorae, 765 nucleotides long. RefSeq lists its product as uncharacterized. NCBI's taxonomy places the organism in Eukaryota, Fungi, Ascomycota, Sordariomycetes, Hypocreales, Bionectriaceae. Bases 1 to 765 code for a protein of 254 amino acids. The transcript is spliced from 2 exons. The record is from RefSeq and is a predicted model, not a curated record.
AUGACGAAAAUUCUUGUCCUGAAUCCAAAUUCUACAGAGUCCAUGACGGAUGGCAUGGUCUCAGCCAUCAAGUCCGCCGGCUUGGACAAAGUGGUAGACAUUGACCAGUACACCGCUCCGUCAUCGGCUCCCAAGAGCAUCAACAACGACCAAGACAUUCAAGCCAGUGAAGCAUCGGUGAUAGGAGACAUGCGCAACAAGCUCAGCAAUGGGACUAUAGACGCCUCCAGCUACGACGCGAUUCUUGUGGCGUGCUACAGCGUGCAUACUCUGGUGGAUUCACUAGCUGGUCUGUUACCGACACAUGCGAUCACUGGCAUCUUUGAGGCCAGCGUGUCCACCGCACAACUGCUUCUGCGGCCUCAUAGCGACCAGAAAUGGGGCAUCGUGACUACGGGAAAGUUCUGGGAGGAGCAUCUGACACAUGGCGUCAAGUCUUUCCUCGGUCAAGAUGCUGCCAGUGACAACCAACUCUUCGCAGGUGUCUUCUCGACAGGCCUCAACGCGUCCGACUUCCACCACGUUCCUCAAGAGGAAGUCACUGCGCGGCUCAAAAGUGCGAGCAAAAAGCUCUUGCAAACGGGCGAUGUACGAUGUGUAGUCAUGGGCUGCGGUGGCAUGGCUGGCCUGGAACGUGUGAUACGCGACACGGCAACUGAGGUGUAUGGUAAAGAAAGGGCAAGGAGGAUCUUUGUCGUGGAUGGCGUCAAGGCGGGAGUCUUGCAGCUCGAGCAGACUGUGCAGAGCAAACGUAUAUUUGGGUAG